This is a messenger RNA of Sphenostylis stenocarpa, 522 nucleotides long. NCBI's taxonomy places the organism in Eukaryota, Viridiplantae, Streptophyta, Magnoliopsida, Fabales, Fabaceae. The record is from the annotation of a GenBank genome assembly.
AUGGAAUAUAACCGCUUUUCAGGAUAUGAGAGAGAGCCUAUUGGUUACUCAAACUACAGACCAGUUGCUCACCGUGAGGUCACCGAGAAGGUUGUUUAUGAGGAGGAUGUGAUUGGGGGAGAAGGGCGCCCCCACAUGCAUAACCACAACCACCACCACCACCACCCUGAGACCCGUGAGAGAGUGAAGGUGGUGGAGUACGAGGAAGUUCCUGAGAGGCGCAUGGGUGAAGUUGUGUACGAAGAGAGUAAAAACAAAAUGAUCAGAUCAGGGGAGUACUAUUCAGAAGUUGAGAAGGAGUCUAGAACUGUUGAAUACCCUAAUGAUGCUCCUCUGUCCUUCAAGAAGGUUGUUUAUGAGGAAAAAGAGGUUGAGAAACCCCACCACCACCACCACCUCUUCCACAGGCACCACCAGCAACCAGAGACUCGUGAGACUGUGAAGGUUGUAGAGUAUGAGCAAGUUCCCGAGAGGCGUGUUGGAGAAGUUGUGUACGAAGAGAACAGGACAGUGUGGCCUUGA